Molecule: messenger RNA, 860 nt
Organism: Spinacia oleracea (spinach)
Lineage: Eukaryota; Viridiplantae; Streptophyta; Magnoliopsida; Caryophyllales; Amaranthaceae
Product: protein FAR1-RELATED SEQUENCE 9-like
Exons: 2
Coding region: 438-860 (140 amino acids)
Molecular function (GO): zinc ion binding
Source: RefSeq, a predicted model, not a curated record
CCUUCUUCAAGAGACAGGUUAUGCUUGUGGCACUUGAGUAAAAAUGCAAACAGUAGGUUUGGUUUAUUGAAGUCUGAUAAAAACUUCAAAAACGCAUUCUACAAGUGUUUAAGUGGGUGUAUAACACCAAAUGAUUUUGAAGAAACUUGGAAAUCUAUGAUCAACACUUUUAAGCUAGAAAAAGAUGAGUGGUUCAACAGAUUGUAUGGUUUAAAGAAAAAUGGUGUACAGCUUUAAGUAAAGAUUUUUUUUCUGCCGGUAUACUUUCUUCACAAAGAAGUGAAAGUACAAACCAUGUUGUUGGUUUUAAAGCAAAUAAAAGUACAACAUUAACAGAGUUCUAUAGUAUUUUUCAAGCUACAAUAAAUCGAUGGAGAAAAACCGAAGAAAAAGACGACUUUGACUGUACAAGGGGAAUACCAACUUCAGAGCUAAGUAUGAGUGCUAUAUUAAAACAGGCAGCAAAUGUAUACACGAUAACACUUUUCCGUGAUUUUGAAGAAGAGUUCAAGCUUUCUGUGGCAAGUAGUACAAUGUUCAAGGGAAGUGUAGGAAGAACAGUGUUUUUUGAAGUGUGGAUAGAAGGAAUAACAGGAUCAAGGCAAGAAGUUCAAUACAAAAUGGAAGAUUCAACCGUCACUUGCACAUGCAAAAACUUUGAAGAAUCUGGAUGGUUGUGCUUCCAUUGUUUAAGAAUAUUGCAUUUACAUUCAAUCAAUACAAUUCCAGAUCGUUACAUAACAACAAGAUGGAAUAGAUAUGCAAAGAAACAGAUAUGGGAAAGGGUUGAUACAAUAAAAAGGGAGAAAGGUGAAAUCAACAAUUUUACUGGUUGGAGAUUACAUAUGAUCAGAAGGUAA